UAGACGCCAAGUCGGUCACAUUCACACUCACACCCCCACAGCACAACUUUCCGAUCCCAUCCCUCUCCAGCCUCCGCCCUCCGCUCGCCGCGCUUCCGCUUCCUCCGCCACCACCGCCGGGAUGGCUGCGCGCUGCCCCUACUUCGCCGUGGAGGAGUCCUCCCGCGGCAUCCGCUCGGGGGAGUCCCCGGCCGCGGCGCUCCGCCGGAUCCUCGCGACGCCCGGUGCGCACCAGGCGCCCUGCUGCUACGACGCGCUCGGCGCGCGCCUCGUCGAGCGUGCGGGGUUCCAGAUUGGGUUCAUGGGCGGUUUCUGUGUUUCUGCCGCUCGACUUGGCUUGCCUGAUGUCGGCCUCAUUUCCUAUGGAGAAAUGAUAGACCAAGGGUGUCUCAUCAAUGAAGCUGUUUCAAUCCCAGUGAUUGGUGAUGGAGACAAUGGUUAUGGAAACUCUAUGAAUAUCAAGAGAACCAUAAAAGGGUAUAUCAAUGCUGGUUUUGCUGGAAUUAUGCUUGAGGAUCAGGUGGCACCUAAAGCAUGUGGACAUACUGAAGGAAGGAAAGUUAUAUCAAGGGAGGAAGCUAUCAUGCACAUAAAAGCUGCUGUAGAUGCUAGGAAGGAGAGUGGCUCUGACAUUGUUAUUGUAGCAAGGUCAGAUGCUCGCCAAGCAAUUUCUCUUGAUGAAGCAUUAUGGAGGGUGAAAGCAUUUGCUGAUGCUGGAGCAGAUGUUCUGUUUAUUGAUGCCCUUGCUUCAGUAGAAGAGAUGAAAGCAUUUUGUGCUGUUGCACCAGAAGUUCCAAAGAUGGCAAACAUGUUAGAAGGUGGUGGUAAAACUCCCAUAUUGAGCCCUGCUGAACUUGCAGAAAUUGGUUUCAGGCUUGCAGUCUAUCCUUUAUCCUUAGUUGGGGUAUCAAUGCGUGCCAUGCAGGAUGCUCUAGUUGCGAUAAAAGACGGCGGUGUACCUCCACCUAGCAUCUUGCCAUCUUUUCAGGAGAUCAAGGAUACAUUGGGUUUCAACCGCUAUUAUAAAGAAGAGAAACAAUACCAAGUGGACAAGUGAAGGAAGCAACUGACGUCUGAUCUUGUGGAUUCAGCCGGAUCGUUUCCAUGGCUUAAUUGCCAGCGGACAUGAUGCAGAACCAGUCGUAUUUAUGUUGAGUUGUAAACUUGUAUCGAAAGCUGUGUAGCGCAGUAUCCUGUAGAACACAUAUAUAUGGUUUUCUCUGCUUCCGUUCCUGCUCUGCUGUGGUUUCAGUAAUCCCGAACUUGUGGUUCCAGUCUAAUAAUAAAACAGGCCAGCUUGAUGGGGCUUUCGUUAUGCCA
Messenger RNA from Sorghum bicolor (sorghum), 1320 nucleotides. RefSeq names its product 2,3-dimethylmalate lyase. The transcript has 6 exons. Gene Ontology annotation, molecular function: catalytic activity. NCBI's taxonomy places the organism in Eukaryota, Viridiplantae, Streptophyta, Magnoliopsida, Poales, Poaceae. The record is from RefSeq and is a predicted model, not a curated record. The coding region runs from base 122 to 1057 and encodes 311 amino acids.